AAAACUUGCUUCUUCCCAUCUCCUUUUAAUACACAAAAGAUAGUAUAUCGAUCUUUAUUUCUUCAAUUCUAACUUAUAUUAAUUUCACCCAAUAGGAAUUAUUAAGAUGAAAAGUCUAUGAAUAUAACAAAAACAUAACCUAUACAAUCAUCAAGUUAUUAAUUUAAGCAAUAAUGAAUUUAGAAUUAUUAGAAUCAUUUGGACAAAACUAUCCGGAAGAAUUCGAUGGAACGUUAGACUGCCUUUCAUUAGCGGUAACGUGCGCUUUCAAUAAAAGGGGCACACUCUUAGCCGUAGGUUGUAAUGAUGGAAGAGUAGUUAUUUGGGAUUUUUUAACGAGAGGAAUAGCGAAAAUUAUUUCGGCUCACGUUCACCCCGUGUGCAGCAUAAGCUGGUCGAGAAAUGGCCAUAAAAUGGCUUCGGCGUCAACUGAUAACACUGUCUGUAUUUGGGAUGUUUUAAAUGGUGAAUGUGAACAAAAAUAUCGAUUCCCUGGCCCAGUUUUGAAGGUACAAUUUGAGCCAAGAUCUUUAGAAAGGUUAUUGGUAUGUCCGAUGAAACAUGCGGCAGUUCUCGUUGACACAAAUGGGAAACACGAAGUGUUACCAAUUGAUGCUGAUGCAGAUUUAAAUAUUGUCGCUUCAUUUGAUAGGAGAGGUGAUUAUGUUUAUACGGGUAAUGGUAAAGGAAAAAUUUUAAUUAUGGAUACAAAAACUUUAGAGGUUAAAGCAAGUUUUCGUAUUAUUUUGGGUACUUCAAGCGCGACUGCUGUUAAAAGUAUUGAAUUUGCUCGCAGGGGUGAUUGUUUUUUAAUAAACACUGCUGAUAGAGUUAUUAGAGUUUAUGAUAGUAAAGAAGUUUUGACUUGUGGCAAAGAGGGAGAACCAGAACCUAUACAAAAAUUACAAGAUCUUGUUAACAAAACGAUGUGGAAAAAAUGUUGUUUUUCCGGCGACGGUGAAUAUAUUUGUGCAGGUUCAGCAAGACAACACGCUUUAUACAUUUGGGAGAAGUCUAUUGGAAACUUAGUCAAAAUAUUACAUGGUACAAAAGGUGAAUUAUUACUUGAUGUUUGUUGGCAUCCGGUUCGUCCCAUCAUAACAAGUAUUUCAUCAGGAGUUGUUAGCGUUUGGGCACAAAAUCAAGUUGAAAAUUGGUCGGCUUUUGCUCCAGAUUUUAAAGAACUAGAUGAAAACGUUGAAUACGAAGAACAUGAAAGCGAAUUUGAUUUAAACGAUGAUGAUAGGUCCGUUGCAAGCGGCGGUGAUGCUAAAGAAGAUACCGAUUUAGAUGUUGAUGUUUGUACAAUAGAUCCUGUAGCUGCGUUUUGUAGUUCAGACGAGGAAAAUGAAAAUACACAUUGUUUACAGUUCUUACCAAUCGCUCCCGAAAUUGAAGAUCCCGAAGAUAAUUGGAACGCAAGCGAAAAUAUUUCUUCCAAUAACACCCAAGGAUGUGAAUCACCUCCAACCAAAAAGAAAAAGUAUAGAUCUUAUGACAUUGAAUUGCAAAAUACUGGGGAGUCCGAUAUUCAUCCAAUGUUAUUGAAUCAAAAAGCUAAAGAUAAACAAGGAAUUGGUGUUGGAAAAAAAACGGGGGGAAGACCUAGAAAUAAAUAAUUUUUUUUGCUUUAUAUGAAUUAAUUUGUAUUGAAUUUCGUAAAUCAUUAUAUGACUUUCUAAAUAAUUUUAACUAAAUAAUUA
This is a messenger RNA of Onthophagus taurus, 1703 nucleotides long. It is a transcript of the gene Rbbp5, whose product is annotated as Retinoblastoma binding protein 5. The record is from RefSeq and is a predicted model, not a curated record. Gene Ontology annotation, cellular component: Set1C/COMPASS complex. Lineage: Eukaryota; Metazoa; Arthropoda; Insecta; Coleoptera; Scarabaeidae. Gene Ontology annotation, molecular function: protein binding.